Molecule: messenger RNA, 2454 nt
Organism: Linum tenue
Lineage: Eukaryota; Viridiplantae; Streptophyta; Magnoliopsida; Malpighiales; Linaceae
Source: the annotation of a GenBank genome assembly
CCAAAACAGAGGGGCAGGCAGCCGAAAUAUCGCCAAUUGCCGAAACAAACCGGAGCUCAACGUCGCAGUCGAAACCAAAGGUGAAGUCGAAGUUCUCUCCUUCCUUCCUCACUAGGGUUUUUCCGCUUCGCGAAAUUCUUUUCGGAUUUCUUGUUUCUAUCUCCUCCGGUUCUCUCGAUCCCACGUCGACCUUUUUCCUGUGUUUUUUCUCGGUCAGCUCUCUCUCAAUUGGUAUUUUUUUAUGUCCACAUAUGCUUGUGAUUGUCGCCACUUAUCAGCUCUUUUCUUGGAUGUAUUAGUCUACUUUGAUGAGUGAUGGUGAAAUUGCGGGUUUCCGAACCGAGAGAGAGAGACAGCGAUUUGAUGGAUGCUGUCAUCUUCUUGUUUGUUCAGAUCAAUGCCUGCUGUGUGGAAAUUUCUCGCUUCCUUGCGCGUUACUUAUCACGUAGCAGUCUAUCUGCGCGUUUUUUUAAUGACAAAAACAAUUGGGUUUCUUGUUGGGUUUGAUCUUCUGCCUCAAUAGAGAUGAGCUGGUUUUAAGGUUCUCUCUCAUGGUACUCCGGGAUAUUAUUUAUCCAAUUCAAUCGGUGAUUGGGAAAGGUCGAUUCUUUUCAUACUUGGGUAGCUGUUUUGUGCUGAUAAGAUUGGUGGGUACUACAGCUCAGAUAAGUGGUAGGUUUAAGAUAUUAUUACUCCAUUGGUGGGAUAUAAAUAGGGUCUUCGUCAACGAUUAGAAGGGAAGGAAGAGGAAAAGUCAGGGUUGGUUUGAGGGCUUUCAUUCGUCUGCUAUAUAUCCCACCUUGUUUUAGUCGCUAGGCCAAUCAUUCUCUUUUGCAUCAUUCGAAUUUUUCUCUGUAGUCGACUCUGUAAGUUCCUCUCUCUUUCUAUCGUCUGCACGUUCAAUUUGUUCGUUCUAGGUGGUUUAGAAGACUUCUGGGUAUUGGUUCAUUGGUAGAAAGCUUGUUAAGUUUUUGUUCUUUGCAUAUGGCCGUUGGAUCGCAUGCUCUGGUUUAGCCUGGACGCAAUAGGCUUAAUGGCAACUGUCUGAUGUCCGAAUUUUCUUCUUGAUCCCUUUUGACUGACUUCAUUGGUUUUGGUUACUUUGAUCCGUGAUUAUUGUAGAGAAGAUGGGUAAUCUUUUUUGCUGCGUUCAAGUUGAUCAGUCCACUGUAGCUAUAAGGGAACAAUUCGGGAAGUUUGAUGAGGUUCUGGAGCCUGGAUGCCACUGUCUGCCGUGGUUCCUUGGUAAGCAGCUGGCUGGUCAUCUGUCUCUGAGAGUUCAGCAGCUGGAUGUUCGUUGUGAGACCAAGACAAAGGACAAUGUUUUUGUUACGGUUGUCGCUUCUAUUCAAUAUCGUGCCCUGGCAGAGAGGGCAAACGAUGCUUUCUACAAGCUUAGCAACACCAGGGGCCAAAUCCAGGCCUAUGUUUUUGAUGUGAUUAGGGCAAGUGUCCCAAAACUCCUUUUGGAUGACACUUUUGAGCAGAAGAAUGACAUUGCCAAAGCUGUCGAGGAUGAACUUGAAAAGGCUAUGUCUCACUAUGGAUAUGAGAUUGUGCAAACACUCAUUGUCGAUAUCGAACCAGAUGAGCAUGUAAAGAGGGCAAUGAAUGAAAUAAAUGCUGCUGCAAGAAUGAGGCUGGCAGCUACUGAGAAGGCAGAGGCUGAAAAGAUUCUGCAGAUCAAACGAGCUGAAGGUGAGGCUGAAUCGAAGUACCUCUCUGGGUUGGGUAUCGCUCGCCAGAGGCAAGCAAUUGUGGAUGGAUUAAGGGACAGUGUGAUUGGCUUCUCUGAGAAUGUGCCGGGUACAUCUGCCAAAGAUGUCAUGGACAUGGUCUUGGUGACACAGUACUUUGACACCAUGAAGGAAAUUGGUGCUGCCUCCAAAUCCUCAGCUGUCUUCAUUCCCCAUGGACCUGGUGCAGUUCGUGAUGUUGCUUCUCAGAUUCGUGAGGGUCUUCUCCAAGCCAAUAAUGCUCAUUAAUUUGACAAAAACCUCCGAUGCCUAUUUGUGGUUGUGGUUUUCUCUCUUGCUUUGAACAAUACGGUUAUGGCUAUGGUGCUUUUUUUCUUUUCGCAACAGAUUUGAGGUCUUCUGCUUAUUACCUGUACAGCAUAUAGAUACAGAACUACAAGCUGGGUUUGAGAAUUAGUUCGAAUGUCUCUGUUGGGAUUUUAGGGUUUGUGGAUGAGUAGUGAUUGUUAAUUCCUGCACUGUAUUUUGUUGAUUUGAGAAAGAGGAUAUAUUUGCUUUGUGCUAUUUGGGUCUUUGCCCUAUUGGAGCUUGCCUAUCCUGCUGGCCAUGGAUUCAACGGCAGUUUGAAAGGUUCUCAUAUUCAGGAAUUUUUGGAUCCACGCUUUUUUUUCAACUCGUUCAAGCAUUUCAUAGCUUACUACACCCUUCCUCCUGCACUCAGGAAUAGUACUACUUCGAAAAAUGUGUGAUUCAUUAA